UCCAUUCGACAAACUAUCACUCAAACUUAUCAAGAAUCUCCUGAUACUUAUAAAGAAGAAAUCUUAUCAUUGGAUCGAUGUCGACAAGAUGCUUUGAGGGGUAGUGCUGGAAGUGACGUCACAGUAGGGAGGGAUUUACUUUACAAAUACUUUGGUCAACUAGAGUUACUCGAAUUACGAUUUCCGGAAGUGAGAGUGCCUUUUCCUUGGAAAGAUGCAUUCACGGGUAAAGAAAUCUCACAACUAUCUUUGGCAUAUGAAAAGGCAUCUGUGAUCUUCAACAUCGCUGCUACACUAUCUUCACUCGCUGCACAACAGAACCGUACUUCUACUGAGGGUAUCCGACGUGCAUUUCACAACUUCAGAUGUGCAGCUGGAAUGUUUACAUACAUCAAUGACAACUUCCUCCAUGCCCCUUCCACGGAUCUCAGUCGUGAGGUUGUCAAAGUGCUGGUUCAAUUAAUGAUUGCUCAAGCCACGGAAGUUUUUGUAGAGCGUAUGACGGAAGAAAAGGAGAAAAAGCCAUUCGGACUGAGGGCAAGGGUUAGCACUCAGGCGGCAUUUCUCUAUGGUAGUAUUCUCGAAGAUGUAAAGGAUUUGGUCACCAAAGGCAUCUUUGAGCGAAGCUGGAUGUGGUUGUGCAAGCACAAGUAUUUUUCAUCACUGGCACAAUAUCAACGAUCUUUGGCCGACUCUGCAGCAUCCAAACAUGGCGAGGCUCUCACCCGAUUACAAAUCGCCGAGACGGCUGCUAAAGAAGCCAAUCGUUUCGCAAACUCAUUCUCAGCCGCCUUCACAAACUCUGGAUCAGUCACCUUACCAUCCGAUGCUGCCGUCUCUCUAUUGGAGAUCACCAAAACUCACUUGACGCUUUGCACAGAAGCCAGAACUUCUGAGCAACGAGACAAUGACCUGAUCUAUCACGAAGCGCAACCCUCUGAAGCUGCUCUUACUCUGAUCGAAAAAAGUAGUGUUGGUGAACCCAUACCGAUUCAAGAGGUUUAUGGCGCACCAGAGGUCCAAAAGGUGGUUGGACAAGAUAUCUUUAUUCGACUCGUCCCUCUCAGUGUACAUCAAAGCUCGAGUUUAUAUAGUGAAGAGAAAGCAAAACUAGUCCGUACGGAUGGUGAAAAGUGUGACCUGGCAGAUACCGAACUCACCACCACACUCGAGUUUUUGGGACUUCCGGCAAGUUUAGAUAAAUUUAACGACCUGGUUCAAAAUAACGGUGAUUCGGCUCGAUUGAAAGAACUUUCGGAGCCGCCAGAGCAAGUCCUUGCAUGGGCUGAUAGUAUACAGCAAGCUAACUCGGGUAAAACGAUUGAUCAGAUGUGUAGCGACAUGAUCGCCCUACGGAAUAAAACCCAUCGAGACCUUGAGGACAUUGAGCGCACUCUAGAUACAGAAGCGCGAGAUUGUGAACAGAUGCGAGUACGGUACGAUCAUCUUUGGGAUCAACCACCCGCUCUGAAUUUCACGAAGACUUGGAGACAAGAUAUCAAAUCUCACCGACAAACGCUUGAGAUGGCCAAGCAAUCUGAUGGCCAAGUUGAAGGCUUGUGGGCGAUGUCCAAAGCCGACAUUCAGAUGCUCGCUGAUCGAUCGGGGGAGUCCAUCCGCGCUUUAUUUGCCCAAGGUUCUUCUCAACAUGACUCGACUAAGGCUCCCAGUCUACUCGACUUGGUCGAUACUCCAGAUGAUGAAGCUGAGCUGAUUCAAGUCAAGAAUCUUGUGACCUCUAUCCAAGACAAUCUCAAUCGUCUCCAAGCAAUCAAGAAGGAACGACAAGGAGUAUUAAACGAUUUAAAGGAACGCAUCCAAGCCGACGACAUUUCACAACUCUUGAUCCUCAACCGAAAAGUUCAAAACGUCGAACCAGCAUUAUUUUCUGCCGAACUUGAAAAGUUCCGAGCUCAUUCUGGUCGGAUCAGUGCUACUUUACAUAUUCAAACUAGCACGAUUCAAGAAGUUGUAGCACAAUAUAAAGCACUUGUUGAAGGGAAACGUGGCAAAGCAAUUCAAGAUAAUUGGACUAAUGCAUCAAAACAUCGUACUCAACUUCUUGCUCGACUUCAAAGAGCUUAUGAAAAUCAUGAAGAGAUUCGAAGUGGUCUUUCGAAAGGUAGUCAAUUUUAUCGUGAAAUCUCAGAGGCGGUCUCCGAGAUGCAAAGACAAGUUUCUACAUACACGAACAACCGUAACGCAGAACGACUUCAGAUGGCAGCUAAAGCUGAAGCUGCGAAAGAACGGUACUCAAAGCCUUCAACUCCUAGCACUUCGACAGACUUACAUGGAUUGGAACAACGGGUGUCUGGGAUGCAUCUAAACAAUUCUAAAGCCUACCCACCGCCUCUUCCACCUCCACCCCCAGGAUGGCAGACUUCUCAAAACACCGGACCGGUACCAUCGGGUUAUCCUCAACAGGCUAGGCAAGCUAGCACCCCACUUCCUGUCCCACAAUAUCCUCCUCCUCCACCCUCCGAUCCCUACGCAGGACUAGGUUCCCUCGGCCAGACUCAUCCAACCCCAUCUUCCGAACCACAAUACCCAUACAACAACCCCGCGUCUUAUCGCCAACCUAUGAGCAAUUACCCUGCCCCUUCUGCUCCCAAUCAAGCACUACCACCUCCGCCCCCACCCAUCUCCUAUCAAUCUACUGGCAACCUUACGAAUGCCUAUCCACCACAUCUGCCACCCUCACAUCGCCUCAAUGAUCAACCUCAAUACUAUCCUUCACCCCCACCGCCGCAACCUUAUCAACCUCCACCACCUCAACAUUCCCAAUCCUACCCUUGGCCGCCCAAUCAAAGCCCCAUUCAUCCACAACACACGUCACAGCGUCCAUCACCAGCCCCACCAUCAUCUCAACAUCCAGCUUACCCUUCUACGAGUCCUUCACAUUAUCCACCGCCUCAUGGAGCUCCAUACGCUCCUCAACCAGGAUGGCAAGGAGUACCACCACCACCACCGCCACAGGGUGGACGACCACAUGAACACUAUCUACCUCCUAUGAAUCAAGCUCCCUAUCCAAACCAACCUCCUAGGAAUCCUUAUUAA
Molecule: messenger RNA, 3057 nt
Organism: Melampsora larici-populina 98AG31
Lineage: Eukaryota; Fungi; Basidiomycota; Pucciniomycetes; Pucciniales; Melampsoraceae
Exons: 4
Biological process (GO): protein transport to vacuole involved in ubiquitin-dependent protein catabolic process via the multivesicular body sorting pathway
Cellular component (GO): endosome
Molecular function (GO): protein binding
Source: RefSeq, a predicted model, not a curated record